Messenger RNA from Scophthalmus maximus (turbot), 3684 nucleotides. RefSeq names its product torsin family 2, member A (gene tor2a). Gene Ontology annotation, cellular component: endoplasmic reticulum lumen; nuclear envelope. The transcript is spliced from 6 exons. The record is from RefSeq and is a predicted model, not a curated record. Gene Ontology annotation, molecular function: ATP hydrolysis activity; ATP binding. Lineage: Eukaryota; Metazoa; Chordata; Actinopteri; Pleuronectiformes; Scophthalmidae. The coding region runs from base 891 to 1826 and encodes 311 amino acids.
AUAAUUGCAGUUAUACAGUUUAUUUUUUUGGCAUUUUGUUGUGCUUACGAGGGCAGGACACAGCUGUGGUUUAGCUGAAGUAAAACUGUUAAUCAGUCAGAGAAGUUAAACUAUAAAUAUCCAAAGUAUGCAGCAACUCUUUGUCGGUCAUUGCAGACUCCGUCUCUGAUGUACAGACCCCUUUUCAAAGGCCGAUCAUACCAUAAAAUACCAAAAGACGUUGUUUCUACAAUCCUCAUUUCAGAUUUCCACCACAGCUACGGACGUCGUCCUGGUAAUGCUUCAAAGUGAUGGAAAAUAUUUUUUUACUCCUACGAUAGGACUGGAAAUUCUGUUUGUACUUGAAAGAAAACUCCAAUGAUCUGGCACACACACACUCCUGUGAUCAAAGGCCCACACACACUCCUAUGAUCUUGGAUCUCAUCGCAUGGUAGUGAAUCCUCUCAGAAUAUAUAUAUAUAUAUCUAUAACCAUUUUCCGCUUGUAGCAGACACAGCGGCGAGACACUGAGUUCCUUGACCAUGCAUUGGGAAACCGGACUGAGACCACCAGCCGGAAAGACGAGCAGAAUUCUUGAGGAACCGCAUACAGACACCUGAAAGGAACUCUUCAUCGUGACACGGCCUGGUUAUUGGAACCUUUCUCUGUAAAGGGAAACACCCACAGUUCUUACCGGACUCUCCACAGCGAUUCGAACUGUCCAACCAACACACAACUCGCGCAGUAUUUUUCACUACAUUACAUUUUGCUGACGCUUUUGUCCAAAGCGACUUACAAUCAUCGGGGCAGGAAGCGAUAAAACUACAACGCGCCCGGCGGGCGGUCGGUCGCUCGGUCGCGGGGAGAGGAAGGUCCAGGUCCAGGCUCGAGGCUCCAGGCUCCGUCCCGACAUGUCGACCCUCCGGUGCGUGCUGUUGCUCGGCCUCUGUCCCGCGGUGUGCGGCCUCCUCCAGACUCUGUACUGCGCCUGGUCGCAGCGCUGCGACUGCGACUUCAAGCCGAACGUCCGAGACUUGGAGUGGGACCUCUACAAGAACGUCUACGGUCAACACCUGGCGCAGGACAUCGUGUCCGAGGAGGUGGCCCGGUUCCUCCAGAACAAAAGCCCCGACCGGCCCCUGGUGCUGUCCUUCCACGGCUCCUCCGGGACGGGCAAGUCGCUGGUCAGCUCCAUGCUGGGGAACCACCUGUACGGCUCGGCCAUGAGCAGCCCGUACGUCCACCAGUUCGUCCCCACGCUGCACUUCCCCUCGCCGCAGCACGUCGACGAGUACAAGGAGCAGUUGAAGAGCUGGGUGAAGGGGAACCUGACGGAGUGCGCUCGCUCCGUCUUCAUUUUUGACGAGAUGGAGAAGAUGCCCCCGGGUCUCGUCGACGUCCUGGAGCCGUUCCUGGGUCCGUCCCACGUCGUGUUCCUCACCAACUACCGCAAGGCCAUCUACGUCUUCAUCGGCACCACGGGUGAGGAGGUGAUCAACAGACGGAUGGUGGAGAACCGGCAGGCCGGACGGGAGCGGGAGGAGAUCGACUUGGCCGAACUGCAGGACGCCGUCGCGCACACGCUUUACACCACCAACACGAGCGGCUUCUUCCAGUCGAGCAUCGUCAAGCAGAAGCUCGUCACCAGCUUCGUUCCCUUCCUGCCGCUGAGCCGGCGCCACGUGGAGCAAUGCGUCCGCUCGCAGCUCAGCCAGCGGGGCAGCUGCGGCCGCACUGACGUGGUGGAGGCAGUAGGGGGCGACAUGACCUACGCCCCCGCGCCGGGGCAGUACUUCUCCACCACGGGCUGCAAGGCCGUCGCCGCCAAAAUCAACCUCUUCCUGUGAAGCGAGCCGUUGGUUCUUUUAUUUAAAUGUUUUGGGACCGAAAGGGAAACUUCUUCCUCUGAGGUGAGUCGCUGGAAACAAACGGGAGCUGUGACCGUCCUGCCUCGUGGAGGUCAGAGGUCAGAGCGGAGGGAAUCAAACUCGCGACCCCUCGGUGCCAGGUUUCCCCCGAAGACGUUCGUCGCUCCACGUUCCCGUCUGUGAGACUCGAGUCGCUCUACCUCAAACCCAACUCCACUUCUGAUUCGUGAAGUUGGUUCAGAUUGUUUACUACAUGUUUAGUUUCUUUUAAAUUCAUUAUUAUUCAUUAUUAUUCCAUAUCUUUAUUUUUUUCCCGGCGUCGUCUCGAGGUUCCAGCCGGAGCUUUGGUUCCUCGCUCGUCUUUUCAGCGUCUCACAGGAAAAGAGAAGGAGCUCGGACUCUUUUCUCACUGUUAUGUCUUAAAAAAUACUUUUUUUCUCCAUAUAUAGACUCUUUAUGAACUUUUUAAUUUCUUUGACAGACAAAGACUUUGAGGGAGUUUCAGGUAAAAACCUUUAGUCUGUAAAAUGUUGUUUUAUAUUUUGAAGAGGUUUUGGAAGUUAAACUCACAAACUCACUCAAAAUAUAAAAGUGUUGAGACAUUACAAAAUGACUUGAAAACAAAAAAGAUGGAGGAAAAAAUAAUAAAUCCCUCUGAAUGAUGAAUUAUUAUCAUAAUUCAAGUACAGUUCAAAAACUUUAAAAUGAGUGUGGCUGCAGAAAUGUAAAGGGAACUUCGAGGCUACAGGUACAAGUGUUUUUAUAUAAGAACUCCAAUAUUGAUAUUGAAUAUCAGAUCUUUAAAUAUGACCUUAUGGCUUCACUCUGACUUUUUUAAAUAUAUUUUUUAUUAUGAACUAGAAUGUUACUCAGAGCUCGACUGUCCUGAAAUCCAAUCAAGACACAUUUGCACAUUUGUUUUUUAUUCUUAAUGAUCCAGGAAUUAUUCACUGGAAAAUCAGGGACAAAAAAAUAGUUCAAUAGAAAGAGAUAAAACAAUAAAACAAUUCCUGGAUCCCCAGCUUCCUCCGUGUUCCAUCAAUCCACCAAGGUCUCUGGAAUUAUCUGAUCGGGAGUAUUUCAUCCUGCUGAAAAACAUACAAACGAUGGGUGAAAUCAUAAGUGAAAGUGCCAAACAUAGUUAAUUUUUUAAAAGCUGAAAGAAGAAGAAGAAGCAGAAGAUGGAUUUAUGUUUACUUUAACAGUCUGUGUUCCAGCAGCACGUGAGCUCUUCUGCCACCAGGGGGCAGUAAAGACUCGACGCAGAGUUUCACCUGGUGCUUUUUUUAAAAAUCACUCACUCCCUCAUAAGUGACUGUAAUUAUUUAUUUGACCUUAUUUAAUUUCAUUGUAUUUUUAGUGUAAGCAUGUAUUUUCACGGUGACGACACUUUAAACUGCACUUUUCCUUCACGGAGACGUCGAGAGAGAUUCGCUCUGUGAAGACAAAGUGAGACUGAGUCCGGGUGAACACUUUUUGAUGAUGAAAAUUAUCACGUACUCAUUAACGACUUUAAAUUAUAUAUUGUUUAUUGUAUUGAAUCAUGGGUUUAUGAAGAAAUGCAGGAUUUCUUAAAAAAAAUUUUUUUAUUGACGAGCUGGUUGAUGAAGAUGAAUUUUCUUUCCCAUGUCAUAAUAUCAGACACACGACGAUCUGAGUUUUCAGGCCGACUUGUGUCUUUUGUGUUUGAUUCAGACUUUACAUUGUUGUUGUUUUUAUUUUUUUUGUUCUUUGACCUUUAAGUUUUCAGUUUCAGCGACUGAAACUUUACCCUGAAUCAAAAUGUAACUUCUGUUACAUUGUAAAGUGAGAAAAAUAAAAAAUAUCCAGGAAAAGA